Messenger RNA from Macrosteles quadrilineatus (aster leafhopper), 925 nucleotides. RefSeq lists its product as uncharacterized. NCBI's taxonomy places the organism in Eukaryota, Metazoa, Arthropoda, Insecta, Hemiptera, Cicadellidae. The record is from RefSeq and is a predicted model, not a curated record. The transcript is spliced from 5 exons. The coding region runs from base 59 to 424 and encodes 121 amino acids.
GAGAGUUAGCCUACUGACUAGUCAACUGAUUGCUAUCAAGUUUGAACUAAAAGAAAAAAUGAGUUUGUUCCAUUUUAAGAGAAAAUAUCAAGCCAUGCUGGAAGACGGUGAAGGCGAAACGAGCAAUCCUGUUAAAAAGGAAAAUAACCCUCACCCUGAUCCCAAGCCUACCGUAGAUGAAGCAAGUAAUGCUCAAGCUAAUGUAGAGCCUAAUCCCCAUCCUAGGGACCUAAUGGCUAAAAACGAGUUUUUGGAUGUCCUUCGAUUAGUUAAAAGGGAACAAUCAGAGUUAGAAAAAAUUGCCAACGACAAAAUAAAGAUGAAGAGGAUAUUAAGUAUGGAAAUAGAAUCCCUCCAAAAACAAUUGAAGGAGAUGAAAAGGACCCGUAAAGUCAGAGCCUGUAGCUUGAAGGCAUCUAAAUGAACACACUGUGCUUGGAGAGUUUAAAACAAGACUGGAUGAAUGUAAUAAGCUAGAAAAAGAGAGUAAAAUCAACGUAAUAACCAGGCUAUUAGGGGAAAAUGUUGAAAUCUCUCGUGAAAUACGGGGACUCCUGGUUGAUUCCGAAAAAGUGUGCAAGGAAUCAGAAGUCUAUAAGAAAAAAGUAAAAUUAUUGUUGAAGAAAUACAAACAUCCAAAGAAACUUAAAAAAAGAAAGAGCAGGCCUAUUGAGUCAAGUCAAGACUUGAAUAAGGGACAGUCUGUGUGCCUUAAUAAGCUAGAAACAAGUGUUAAAAUAAUUUAGUCUUGUAUUUAUUACUCAUAAAAAUAUGAAUAGUUUAAAAUUUUGUUUUAGUAAAUAAUGAUUUAAAUUUAUAGUGAUUAAUACAUUUUAAAUGACAUUUUUUACUGUACCUUGUAGUAAUAGAUUUACUAAACAAAUAGGCCAUUUAAAGGAUAACAACCUACAGGUUAGUUUUGUAU